GCUUUACCUCCCAUUGCUAAGUGGCCUUAUCAGAGCGGGUUUACAUUCAACACUUGGUUCAGAAUGGAUCCUUUGAAUAAUAUCAAUGUAGACAAGGACAAACCAUAUCUCUACUGCUUUCGGACCAGCAAAGGCAUUGGCUAUUCUGCACAUUUUGUCGGGAAUUGUUUGAUUGUCACAUCGCUGAAGUCUAAAGGGAAAGGCUUCCAGCACUGUGUGAAGUUUGACUUCCAGCCCAGGAAGUGGUAUAUGAUCAGCAUAGUUCACAUCUACAGCCGCUGGCGGAACAGUGAAAUCCGAUGCUACGUAAACGGACAGCUCGUUUCUUAUGGCGACAUGGCGUGGCACGUCAACACAAAUGAUAGCUAUGAUAAGUGCUUCCUCGGGUCUUCAGAAACAGCCGAUGCAAACAGAGUGUUCUGUGGGCAGCUAGGAGCUGUCUACGUAUUCAGUGAAGCUCUCAAUCCGGCACAGAUUUUUGCAAUUCAUCAGCUUGGACCAGGCUAUAAGAGUACGUUUAAGUUCAAGUCGGAGAGUGAUAUCCACUUAGCAGAGCAUCACAAGCAGGUGUUGUACGACGGUAAAGUGGCAGGCUCCAUCGCCUUCACCUACAACGCCAAGGCCACCGACGCACAGCUCUGCCUGGAGUCCUCCCCUCGUGAAAACGCCUCUAUCUUUGUGCACUCACCGCACGCCCUUAUGCUUCAGGAUGUGAAAGCCACAGUUACACACUCCAUCCACAGUGCCAUCCACUCUGUUGGUGGUAUCCAGGUACUCUUUCCACUUUUUGCUCAGUUGGACUUUCAUCAGUCGAAGGACAGCCAGGUGGAAACCACAGUCUGUGCCACUCUCCUAGCCUUUUUGGUUGAGCUACUGAAGAGUUCUGUGGCCAUGCAGGAGCAGAUGCUGGGAGGAAAAGGCUUUUUAGUGAUUGGGUACCUGCUGGAGAAGUCUUCUCGUGCACACAUCAGCAGGGCUGUUUUAGAGCAGUUCCUCUCCUUUGCAAAGUAUCUCGACGGUCUGCCACAUGGAGCGCCGCUGCUGAAGCAGCUGUGCGAUCACAUCCUGUUUAAUGCAGCCAUUUGGAUCUACACCCCAGCCAAGGUUCAGCUUUCAUUAUACACAUAUCUUUCUGCUGAGUUCAUUGGCACAGCUACCAUCUACAACACAAUCCGUCGAGUUGGUACAGUCCUUCAGCUCAUGCAUAUGCUGAAAUACUACUACUGGGCCUCCAAUCCCGCAGACAGCAGUGGCAUCGCUCCAAAGGGAUUAGAUGGGCCGAGGCCAACCCAGAAAGAGGUAAUCUCUCUGCGGGCGUUCAUGCUUCUCUUCCUCAAACAACUCAUUCUGAAGGAUCGAGGUGUGAAGGAGGAUGAAUUGCAGAGCAUCCUCAACUAUUUGCUAACAAUGCAGGAGGAUGAAAACCUGCAUGACGUGUUGCAGUUGGUGGUAGCUCUCAUGUCUGAGCAUCCAGCUUCCAUGAUCCCUGCUUUUGACCAGAGAAAUGGAAUACGGGUAGUCUACAAGCUCUUGGCCUCUAAGAGUGAAAAUAUUCGUGUGCAAUCCCUCAAAGUACUUGGAUAUUUUCUGAAGCACUUGGGACACAAAAGGAAGGUGGAAAUCAUGCACACACACAGCCUUUUUACUCUUCUGGGCGAGAGGCUUAUGCUGCACACCAACACUGUGUCUGUUACAACUUACAACACCCUUUAUGAGAUUUUGACAGAGCAGGUGUGCACACAGGUAGUUCACAAACCUCAUCCUGAGCCUGACUCCACUGUCAAGAUUCAGAAUCCAAUGAUUCUCAAGGUCGUAGCAAAUUUACUGAAGAGCUCCGCCCCCGGCACAGAACUGAUGGAGGUCCGGCGGCUCUUCCUUUCAGAUAUGAUCAAACUCUUCAGCAGCAGUCGAGACAACAGACGGUGUCUGUUGCAGUGCUCUGUAUGGCAAGACUGGAUGUUUUCUCUCGGCUACAUUAACCCCAAAAACUCAGAAGAACAGAAAAUGACUGAGAUGAUGUACAACAUAUUCCGUAUUCUGCUUUACCAUGCCAUCAAGUAUGAAUGGGGAGGAUGGCGUGUGUGGGUGGACACUCUCUCUAUAGCCCACUCUAAGGUGACGUAUGAGGCGCACAAAGAAUAUUUAGCAAAGAUGUAUGAAGAGUACCAACGUCAGGAGGAGGAGAACAUAAAGAAAGGGAAGAAGGGUUUGGUCAGCACCAUCUGUGGUCUCUCUGCUCAGACCUCAAACAUCAAAGAUGUGAUUGAGAUCGGAGAAAUUGAUGAUCAUUCCCAGACCCCCGACAGCGAGGCAGACUACGAGAGUGCUGAUUCGCGCAACCUGCUGACUGAAGGGAAGGGGCCUGAGGGAGACUUCGGGGGAUCUGAGAAUACAAUAGAUGGGGUCAGAGUUGCAGUUCAUGACCUUCUUGUGGACAUCAAAGCUGAAAAGGUGGAAGCUACAGAGGUGAAGAUGGAUGACACAGAGCUGUCUUCUGAGACAGUGGGAGUAUCUGAGAACGGGCCUCUGGUUGAGGUGGAGUCUCUGUUGGAUAAUGUUUACUGUGCCGCUGUGCGGAAGCUCGACAAUAAUGUCAGCAGUAUGUUGAUGCCAAAGGGCAGCAUGAAUGACCAGAAUGCUGCCCCUCUCAUUACACUGGAUGAUGAGAAGGACGACAUCCCUCAAAAUAACAAUUUCCUGUUUGGCAAGGUGACGGGCAGCAUUGAGGACAAUCUCCUACCGGAUCUCAGCCUAGCUGAGCCUCUGGUCCUGCCGAAUUCAGAGCUUCCCGAUCACACUGGAUCCAGGGAUGAAAUUGGCCUUCUGGCUCACAUGACAGGCAGCUCCUUACCCAGCAUCUUGACCUCCGACGGUGCAACAGAAUUUGAAGGGGAAUUGCUGGCUGAUAAGACGAAUGGUGGAGUAGAGACAAGGAGCAACGCCUCUGAGACUGCAAGGUCAGAUGAUGGCAAAGACAAGGAGAUGAAAAAGAUUCAGACAACAGCCACAACACAGGUUAGUCUUGUCCUGUAUUUAAGUCACACAAAAACAUUUAAUAUACAGAUUUGUUCAAAAAUGAUAGAAGCUGAACAUUACCAACCAUUGCAAAUAAUGUACUAAUAGGGGCAGAAUCCCACAUCCCCUUCUCCCACAAAAAACAGACCCAACAGUAAUGAUGCUGAUUCAUUCUAAUUCAAUACUUAAUUGAAAGGGGAUAUUUAAAAUGAUAGCUGUGUGGAGUUUGAGGUCAUUCAUGCUAUGAACAAAAACAAAUGUUUCCCAAAUCCAUAGUGAUGGUCUAUAUAGUUUUGAAAAUACGAGUAAAAUGGGUCAUUCAAGAUGUUAAAGAACAUUGUAAUUUGAUUAAAAUUGAUUGGUUAAUUGAUUGUUAUACUACGCUAACAAAGCCUGCAGUUGGAAGGCUUACUUUAAGGACUUUCCAGAAGUUAUGCAGCUU
Poecilia latipinna (sailfin molly) is the source of this 3457-nucleotide messenger RNA. Its product is annotated as neurobeachin-like. Gene Ontology annotation, biological process: intracellular protein localization. Bases 64 to 3120 code for a protein of 1018 amino acids. Gene Ontology annotation, molecular function: protein kinase binding. Lineage: Eukaryota; Metazoa; Chordata; Actinopteri; Cyprinodontiformes; Poeciliidae. Gene Ontology annotation, cellular component: membrane; cytosol. The record is from RefSeq and is a predicted model, not a curated record. The transcript is spliced from 19 exons.